CAACCUCAACCGACCCGUCUAUCGACAUCUCGAGCGCGCAUACAAGUGCGCGUGUCAGCGUGCCGCGGCGUUAUAUUUGUAGAUGCCUAAAGCCAUGCCUCAACCCACACCGUAAUGUGAGCCUGGACCCAGAAGCACAUGUGGCGGAGCAAUCUAUGUCAACCUCAACUCAUCCUUCCCCGCAAGAGUACGGGAUACAGGAUAUAUCACUUCCAACCCAGAACAAGCAAGAGCAAGGGAGGCAAGGCAGAGAACACGCAUCAUGAGCAACGAGCAAUCCGAACCCAUCGCAAACCGGGACACGCCCAUACCCGUAGUCUCUGUGACCGGUCCGCCCGACCACUCCCGCCCACCAACACCAAGCAACGAGAAUGGCUCCCAGCGCCACCUCUCCCCCAGCAGGCUCAAAGAGAAGCUUGAAUCCUUGGGGGACAACUUCGCUCGUCCAGAAUCCCCCGGUCGCGUGUCGGACCGUCUAUUCACCAUGCUUCUCUCCUCCGUCCUCCCUUCCGAGGACCUCUCCGACGACUCGCCAACUCCGCAAGUCAAAGACCGCCGCUCGCGAAACUACGUCGACCGCCCCAACUUCUCCCUCCCCGCCAUGUCCUCCAACUUCCGCCGCUUCAACGCCCGCAUAGGCGUAGCGUUCGUCUUCCAGAACCGCGCUAUCCGCCUCUUUACCUGGCGCCAGCCCACGCAAACCCUCUCCUUCCUCUUCGUGUACACCUUCGUAUGUGUAAAUCCAACGUUGCUGGCAGUGCUUCCACUAGCAUGCCUCCUCUUCUUCGUUAUGGUGCCCGCAUUCCUCGUGCGACACCCACCGCCGCCGAUGCACUUACCCACAGAUUUAUACCCACUAAGUGGGCCGCCGCUGGCCGCUGCUAGAACAGUAAAACCAGCUCCGGAGCUUUCCAAGGACUUCUUCAGAAACAUGCGCGACCUGCAAAACGCCAUGGACGACUUUUCCCGUCUCCACGACGCCGUCCUGGCUUUCAUCACGCCCCUCACCAACUUCUCGAAUGAAGCCCUCAGCUCCACGCUCUACAUCAUCCUCAUCUGCACCUCCUGCGCGCUCUUCAUCUCCGCACACCUCCUCCCCUGGCGCUUCAUCUUCCUCAUCGCCGGCUACGCCGCCACCAUCCUCGGCCAUCCAGCCAUCCAAGACCAGCUCGCGACCCCGGAAAACGAGCGCCUAUUCUCCGAGAAAGAGUCUGAGGGGCGCUCGAUGCUUCUCUCGCUGUCGAAAGCGGACAUCGAGCUCGAGACCAGCCCCGAUACACGAGAGGUAGAGAUCUUCGAGCUCCAGCACCGCGCGCUGCACGACGAACACGGCGAAUACGAAGCCUUCCUCUUUAGCCCCUCGCCCUACGCCCCUCUGUCUCCGAGCCGCAUAGCCGGCGACCGACCCCGGGGCACCCCCUUUUUCGAAGAUGUGCAGCCCCCGCGCGGAUGGCGCUGGAGCGACAAAAAGUGGACGCUCGACCUGCUAUCCCGCGAAUGGGUUGAAGAUCGCUGCGUUACCGGCGUAGAAGUGGAGAUCGAGGGCGAGCGGUGGGUCACGGAUCUGCAUUAUGAGGAGCUGGAGGAUAGUAGCAGUAGUGUGCGGAAGGGGAAGAAGGGGAAGGGAAAGGAGAGCGACAGUGAGAGGGAGGUUUUGAGACGGGCGUGGGAGAGUCACAAGCCGAGUCGGAGGGGCGAGUGGAGGAGACGCAGGUGGGUCAGGGGCGUGGAGAGGGUGCCCUUUGGUAAUGGAGCGGAUGCGUAGCCUCCCGUUUCCUCCUCUCUUCAAGUGUAGCUUUAUGUAUGCAGGAAUGUCAGUCAUGUCACUAG
Trematosphaeria pertusa is the source of this 1830-nucleotide messenger RNA. Its product is annotated as Pex24p-domain-containing protein. Gene Ontology annotation, biological process: peroxisome organization. Gene Ontology annotation, cellular component: peroxisomal membrane. The record is from RefSeq and is a predicted model, not a curated record. The coding region runs from base 263 to 1765 and encodes 500 amino acids. NCBI's taxonomy places the organism in Eukaryota, Fungi, Ascomycota, Dothideomycetes, Pleosporales, Trematosphaeriaceae. The transcript has 2 exons.